AUGCCUUCCAAGGCGUUCGUCUUUUGCUACACCGCAUACAGCCUCGUCACCGUCCCGGCACGGCUGGUGGUCGUAGCAGUUUACAACAUCCCGAGAUUUCUUCGGCCCAAUGCUGCUUGGUCAUACAAAACAGCAUUCUACAAGGGAAUCACUUGCUCAGUUCCGGAAGUUGAGCCCCUAUCCAUUGGGGCUUUCUGGUUCCCGGAGGCCCCAGCUAAGCCCCCACAGCAACUAAUUAUUUACUUCUACCCGGGUGCCUAUAUGAUGUUCGGUAGUCGUCCCAGUAAAACUGGCGAUCCAGCGCUUGCUAUCCAGUACCGCUUGUCUCAAGAUAAGAAAACCACAUUCCCUGCCGCCCUUCAGGAUGGAAUCACUGCCUAUAUUUAUGCUCUCGAGAUUCUUAAGAUCCCACCCUCUCAGAUCACAUUCGCUGGUGAAUCGGCAGGUGGCAAUCUCGUCAUGGCACUGCUCUGCUACAUCAACGAGGAGACCCCGAUGCUUCCGUUAUCUUGCUGUGCAAUUUUGUCAUCUCCUUGGGUCGACCUGAGCUCUAAGGCCAUUAAGAAUGUGCCCCUGAACCGCAAUUACAACACCGACUUUAUUAAACAGAAUUUCCUUGACUGGGGCCGGAAGGCCUUCACUCCUGAGAGGUGGGAUAGCAGUAACUCCUGGAUCACGUUUCUUGGAAACGAGACUCAACUGGAUAUCCCGGUCUUUGUCAAUACUGGUACAUCGGAAGUCCUUUAUGAUGAUAUUAUGAAGUUUGCAGAGAAUUUGAGGGAGAAGGGUAAUGAGGUUGAAGUGCUCGAAAGUCUUAACGCAGCCUAUGUUCCUUACCGACUGGGUAAGAAUUGGAACAUGGAAGAAGCUCAGGCUAUUUGCUUGAAAACCAUGACUAAAUUCCUCGAGAAAACCGGUGUUUAA
Messenger RNA from Aspergillus piperis CBS 112811, 924 nucleotides. RefSeq names its product alpha/beta-hydrolase. NCBI's taxonomy places the organism in Eukaryota, Fungi, Ascomycota, Eurotiomycetes, Eurotiales, Aspergillaceae. The record is from RefSeq and is a predicted model, not a curated record. Gene Ontology annotation, molecular function: hydrolase activity. The transcript is spliced from 3 exons. Bases 1 to 924 code for a protein of 307 amino acids.